Molecule: messenger RNA, 792 nt
Organism: Ilex paraguariensis (yerba mate)
Lineage: Eukaryota; Viridiplantae; Streptophyta; Magnoliopsida; Aquifoliales; Aquifoliaceae
Source: the annotation of a GenBank genome assembly
CAAGUGACCACGGACAAAGAGAGAUACCAAAGGAUUGUUGGUAAGCUUAUUUACUUGUCACAUACUCGACCAUAAGUGUAGUGAGUCAAUUCAUGCACUACCCUAGUGAAGCCCAUAUGAAUGCAGUAACUAGAAUUCUUCGGUAUUUAAAGUUCUCAAAUGGGAAAGGACUAAUGUAUUCUGAAAAUGAUCAUUUGAACAUUGAUGGAUACACCGACGCAGAUUGGGCAAGAAAUAUUUCAGAUAGGAAGUCAACUUCAAGCUACUUCACCUUCGUAGGAGGUAAUCUCGUCACUUGGAGGAGCAAGAAACAAAAAGUUGUUGCACUAUCCAAUGCUGAAGCAGAAUUUCGAGGUAUGGCCAAAAGUGUGUGUGAACUUCUUUGGCUGAGAAGGCUGUUAACGAAAAUAGGCUUUGCUCUCAGCUCAGAAAUGAACCUGUUUUGCGACAAUAAGGCAACCAUUGGCAUCUCUUAUAAUGCUAUUCAACAUGAUCGGACUAAGCAUGUUGAGGUCGAUCGACACUUCAUUAAACAAAAUCUUGAAGAAAAAAUCAUUUGGUUCCCAUUUGUCAAGUCAUAAGACCAGCCUUGCAGAUGUACUCACGAAAGCCAUAUCCAGCAUAAAUUUCUACAUCUCACUCGGCAAGUUGGGCAUUAGAGACAUCUAUGCACCAACUUGAGGGAGAGUGUUGGCGUGAGCUGUGCUCUGUACAAGGAUCAAAUUAGAUUAUUUAUAGAAAGUGUUUCUUUGUAAAAUCCCUUACUUAAAAGGGUCAACCAUAAUUAUAGCC